Molecule: messenger RNA, 1824 nt
Organism: Aureobasidium musti
Lineage: Eukaryota; Fungi; Ascomycota; Dothideomycetes; Dothideales; Saccotheciaceae
Source: the annotation of a GenBank genome assembly
AUGCAGAGCACUCGUGCCUCCGGUGCACGCUUCAGGCAGAGGAAACUCUCGACCAAGCAUCCGCUACAGGUCGUCAAGGAGAAUGAAAUAGAGACCUUUGCCAUCGAUGAGGAUCCUCAACGCCACAUACCUCAUGUUGAGACUGGUGUAGAAAAGGCAGAGGAGACAGAACACCAUCUCCAGGCUGUUAUCUCUGCCUCUGCCGCUGCGUCGCUAGGUGCCAAAGUCAACCAAGUCUAUAUUCCAACCCCAGAGACAAAGUCAAGCGGUAUUCCCUAUGAUCAGUUGUAUCCACGACAUUUUGCUGAACCUGCCACCUACAUUCGAUUCAGUUCAACGGUAGAGGACUCCAUCGGACAUCAGUACAAUAUCGACGAAGAGGAUGAUGUCUUCUUGCUGAACUUCAACUCAUCNAAAAAGGAUGAUGACAAGCUCUCGGAGGAUCUCUUCGAGGAGCUGAUGAGCUUCUUCGAACUCAAGUCUGACAAGAACCAUCCUUUCGCCAGUAUUUCUGACGCUCCGAUCCUGACACUUGAAGAAGCCGAAAGCUACUAUGACGACCCAGAAGAUGAAACGAACCUUUCUGUAGAAGCCCGGAAGUGGGCCAAGGAUGUGUAUGAGCACUGGCGUUCAAGAAGAGCGCAGAAUGGCAAUCGCUCGCUCCUGUCGAGCCUCAAGUUCGAGACUGGUGCGGAUACUGACGACAACGACGCCUACGUAUGUUUCAGACGUCGCGAAGUACGACAGGCUCGCAAGACCAGAGGCAGAGAUGCUCAGGUAACCGAGAAGCUCAAGAAGCUGAGGAGAGAGCUUGAAGAUGCGAGACAACUUCUCAUAUCUGUCAAUCAGCGCGAGCGUUUGAUCAAGCAGAGGAUAGAGACAGAACGAAAGGUGUUCGAACAACGCAGUGAGUUGAAGAAGGUCAAGGUGCAGCAAGGGAUCAAAGGUGAAAAGGGAGAAGACGAGGAACUCCUUGUCAACCAAAGAGUAAGUCAUAUUCCUGUUACCGUCAAUGUGGUUCGCAUGCUGAUGUUGAACAGNCCCACACCCAAGCCCAGGCCAACAAAGGCCGAUGGACAAAGGCCCACAACAUUGCGUCUUCCUGGAACGAGAGCAGAGGCAGUCCGCGCAGCUCCAGAGAACGAUCUUGUGCAGUUGUCAGACAUCCAGGAAGAAGCAGCCGCGGCGAUACAGCGAUCAGUCGAAGAGAAGAUCGGCCAGCAUCGCAAGUGGAACAAGGAUUGGGUCGACAACACUUGGGGACCAAUCACGCCACCAGCCGAGCCUUCGUCAGCGUCUGGAUAUCUGCCACGCAUCGAAGAGGUUCAGCUGCCUACUCCACCAGCAUCUUUGCAUUCAGAGACAUCACAAGAUCAUGUCAAGGAUGUCGAGAUGAAAGACGCAGACUUACCUACACCGGUCAGUGCUGCGCAAGAACAACCACCUCGUACCAUGUUCCGCUUCAACUCGCCGCCACCUGAGGCAGGGUAUGAGAGACCUGCGUACAGGCGACGAUAUGGUCGUAAUGGUCGGUUGUAUAUUGAACAACGCAAGCCGCGCAUGUUUGUUCAGAGCAAAGGCGUGAUAGGCGACUCUGACGAUGAAAGUGAUGGUGAGACGGUCGUGUAUCCCAUGGAUUGCUACGACACACUGGGCAUCAGCUAUCGCGCUAGUAUUCUGGCGCCGCGAAGGCCAGUCGAUCCGGCAGCUGACCAUAUAGCGCAGCUGAGGCGAACAGCAUCCAGCGGUGAUGUGGCAAUGGCGGGCGGUGCGUCGACGGCGGGCCAUGGAACCAGUCAUGGCCAGGGCGAGGGUGGAAGUUGA